CAGUGUUGCCAGUUUAGCAAUUUUAUGGCUAGUUCUAGCCAUUUUGAAAGGCCGAAUGCUAGAAAAAUUAAGAAAUUGCUACUAGCUAUAAAUCUAGCUACUUUAAAAUAAACUUCAGCUAUUUUCGGCAAUUUUCUCGAACCCGUGAUUUAGGUGUGUGAAAAUUACCAGUUACAGCGAAAAUACUCUAAGUGACUUGAGUGAAAAUACUUAUCGAACAGUGAUUUCUACUUUUGACCAUCACUGCUUUGUGUGUUUCAUCUCUAGUUUGUGGUGUACAUUAAGUGACGCAAAAAAAGUGAUGCAAAAAUGCCUAAAGUGCUUUAUACGCAAAAGUUUCGCGAUGCUUGGAUGCAGGCUAGUGAAUUCAAGGCCUGGAUCCGGAAGGAUGAGACGGAUUUGUCAAAAGCUUACUGUAGCUACUGCAAAUGCAGUAUUAAAGCGAAAAUAUUCGAUUUAAGGGCUUAUGCUGAGACGAAGAAGCACAUUUCGGCAUCGAGUUGCUUCAGUCAAACCAACAAAAUUUCGUUCUCUCGGAUGCCUACGAAGCAAACAGAGCAGGAAGCAGCGUUGUGCCUAUUUAUAGCAGAGCACACUGCUAUUGCACAAAUAGACCACCUCAGCAGAUUGUGUGUGCAUAAUUUUGGCGCGUGUCCUUCUGCUGCAAAAAUAAAGCUUGGCCGAACAAAGUGCACAAGCAUUAUUAACAACGUUUUGGCGCAGCACUUCGAUGAAGACUUAACUGCAGACAUUGGUGAUUCGAAUUAUAGCCUGCUCCUGGAUGAAUCUACAGAUGUCAGCGUAACAAAGCUAGUUGGUGUUGCCAUAAAUUACUUCAGUGUAAAAUGUGGCGCAAUUGUAUCUACUUUUUUAAGCCUUAUUCCCAUCGAAUCCGGAGAUGCUGUUUCGAUAGCCGAAGGUGUUAGACAGGAGCUCGUUCGAUUGAAGAUAAAUAUUAAUAAAAUGGUUGGAAUUGGCACUGACAAUGCAAGCGUUAUGACUGGAGUAAAGAGAAGCGUUUAUACCGAGCUCAAAAAAGAUGUUCCAUCGCUUAUUUUGAUCAAAUGUGUCUGUCAUUCGGUACAGCUGUCAGUCAAUCAUGCUUGCGCCAAAUGUUUGCCAGAUCAGUUGGAAUUUUUAAUCCAUGAUACUUACUCUUGGUUUUCUAAAAGCUCUAUGCGACAAAUCAAUUAUAAAAAAAUAUAUCAAUGCAUAAACGAUGACAAGGUACUAGCCUGAAUAUUUUACUUUAAUUUCGAAUUGUGUU
Molecule: messenger RNA, 1267 nt
Organism: Drosophila sulfurigaster albostrigata
Lineage: Eukaryota; Metazoa; Arthropoda; Insecta; Diptera; Drosophilidae
Exons: 2
Coding region: 310-1239 (309 amino acids)
Source: RefSeq, a predicted model, not a curated record